Messenger RNA from Saprolegnia diclina VS20, 1799 nucleotides. RefSeq lists its product as hypothetical. NCBI's taxonomy places the organism in Eukaryota, Oomycota, Saprolegniomycetes, Saprolegniales, Saprolegniaceae. The transcript has a single exon. The record is from RefSeq and is a predicted model, not a curated record. The coding region runs from base 70 to 1746 and encodes 558 amino acids.
UGCGAGUUCCCAGUCCAAAGAUCCGGCGGUGCCGUCUUGGUCUCAGCGCUGCCCAUUUAGCAUUUCGCCAUGUCCGAGAAGACACCUCCACUCGACGUCGACGCGCGUCUCUCGUACAUUAGCUCGGCGCGCAUCUUGGCCUCGCAAAAGUUCACGCCCCAAGCAGCCUACCAAGCCGAGGAAGGCACGCUCGCCGAGGGUGGCGCGAUCUCGCUUUGCUCGCGCGAGGCCCUUGGACUCUUCUCUCAAUACGCAGCCAUCGGCACCAUCUACGGCACGAUUCCGACGCUCGCGUACCCGAUCUUCAACAACUACCUCAAGAUGGAGGGGUACCAAGUCGCGUCCUACAACGUGCUCGUGACGCUCGGCUGGUCGUUCAAGGUCUUCUGGGGCAUGUGCACCGACUGCUUUCCCAUCUUCGGCUACCGUCGCAAGUCGUGGAUGCUCCUUGGCUGGCUCGUGGCCAUGACAUCACUGCUCAUCAUGGCGGUCACGCCCCUCGGCGACCCGUACUGCUUUGGGAACCCGAAAGUGUGCGCCCUCGCGUACACCAAUGUGUCGCUUCCCGACCGCGUCUACUUCAACGUCGACGCACCGGCCAACGGCGCCAAGUUUAUCAUCCUCUCGAUGGUCACAAGCGUCGGGUACGUCAUGGCGGCGUGCGCCUCGGACGCGAUGGUUGUGCAGUACGCGCAGCGCGAGCCCGUCGCGAUCCGGGGGCGGAUCCAGACUGCGAUCUAUGUCGUGCGCACGGUUGCCGGUAUCUUUACGUCGCUCAUCACGGCGUUCGGGCUCAACGGGAAGGAGUACGACGGCAGCUUUGACUUUUCCAUGGGCCCCAACGUCAUCUACGGCAUCCUCCUCGUGCCGUGCGUGUUCGUGUGCUUCACAACAAUAUUCGUUGUCCAGGAAGACCCGGCGCCGCGCGUUGAGUUUAAAAUCUGGGUGGCGUCGUUCUGGGAGCUCCUCCAGAAGCGCGUCAUGUGGCAGAUCUGCGCCUUCCGCUUCAUCAACAUGACGUUUCUCGGCAUCGGCGUGACCGCGACGCCCACGAUCCAGCGGGCGUGGGCCAAGGUCCAGCCGCUCAACGACUCGCUCUCGACAAUCAUUGGGCAGCUUCUCUUUGCCGGCAUCCUCGUUGUCGUGGGCAAGUGGGGCCUCGACUGGAACUGGCGCUGGACCAUCGCGCUCGGCACCGUCGCCAUCAUCAUGAUCGACUCGGUCGUUGUCAUGCUAACGAUCUGGGACAUCUUCCGCAACGAGUGGUUCUUCACGGGCGUCGCGCUCUCCGAGCAAAUUCCCGCAGGCAUCCGGUUCAUUGUCUCGACCUACUGCGCGGUCGAGAUCGCCGACGUCGGCAACGAAGGCGCCACGUACGGUCUCGUCACGACGGUCUCGAACCUCGCGUCCCCCUUUGCGAGUCUUAUCUACAAGCUCAUCAACUCGUACUUUGUCGUCGACAACGUGGCGGUCGCACGCGACGACACGGCCGUGCGCUGGGCCGUCACGUACUGCUACCUCAUCUCGUACGCGUUCAAGCUCUCGGCGCUUGGCUGGCUCUUCCUCCUCCCGCCGCAGAAGGCCGAGAUGCAAGCCCUCAAGCGGCUCGGCGGCAAGAGCAAGGCGGCCGGCGCGACGCUCGUCGCUGUCUUUGUCCUCGCACUUGUCUUUUCGGUGACGACAAACCUGCUCUCGAUCUUUCCGUCCACCAAGUGCCUUCGCAUUGCAGGUGGGAAAGGCUGUUAGGACUAGGGUUCUUGCUCAACUAUGUUAUAAACACAAAAGUGUGUGUCUACAGU